Molecule: messenger RNA, 2792 nt
Organism: Cuscuta campestris
Lineage: Eukaryota; Viridiplantae; Streptophyta; Magnoliopsida; Solanales; Convolvulaceae
Source: the annotation of a GenBank genome assembly
CGCCACUAUUCAGAUCUCAACCACCCACUCAAAAUUGCUCGUCGUCUUCUUCAAGAACUCGCAAGAACCCUAAGUCUCUUUCUCUCAAAUUUUCACCCAAAUUUUUGAGAAAAUGAAGGUUGUCGGAGCAAAUGUUCAUUUCAAGAAGUUAGAGGCCAAGUGCUCUUUAUCGACAUUCUUUCAAAGCUAUAUGGAGAUGAUAGGCGCUCAAGAACUCUCCGAAUUUCUUCAAAUGGAGAUUCGCCUCAAAUUCGAGGAAGAAGUUCUUGAAUUCUACAGGAAUGGAGAAGUUAAGUCUGCUAAAUCAAAGAAAGACCCACAGAGGACGUUUCCAGUCAUCAAAUCAACUGUGGGAGGAAUCAAAGUGAAGCUUUCGCAGAAGAAAUUGGGAGAAAAGCUUCGCCUUCCCAAUUCUGGAGUUGAAGUUGGAAAACUUCCAGUCAAAAAUCUGGACUGGAAGGUCAUUGGAAUUUCUGGGCAAAUUCCUUCUGGCCCAGCGAAGAAAGCAGAUCUAAACAACGAUUACAAAUUGAUUUUAGAAUUAGUCAUCGCCUGCCUCGAAUGUGGAAGUGGAGUUAAAGGAAGGAAGUAUGAAACCAGAUAUUGGCUGUACUAUCUGUCUUCCAAAGGAGAGAACAGAGCUAGUGCUAGUGCCACUGCAGAAGAAAGCUCUUCAGACAAUGUGCCACUCAUCUUGUUGGCAAAGACUGCCAAGAGAAAGCAAGUGGUGUCUCCCUCCAUCAGCAUUGAAGCACCACAAAAUCUUGCCUUAGCAUGUUUGGAAGAAGAAGAAGAAGUCUCUAACCAUGGAGAACUUCAAAGGAAGAAGAAGAGGAAAAUCAACUCUCCAUCAACAUCCGGAAAUGUCAAUCCGGAUGAGUUGAAGGAGAAGGAGCCUGCUGAGGAAGUCUCUGUUCAGAACCAGAGUCCUCAACAACUUGAAGAAGAAACUCCUCAAGACCAACAGCUGAAGAAUGAGAAGGUAAUUAAGAAGUGCCUUGGUAUUCCAGUCAACCACAACUGUGAAGAUAUUUUGAAUGAUUUCUGGGUAUGGCAAAGAGACUCGGAAGAUCUGCAUAUGGAGUACCUGGUCUCCACACCAGUUUCAGACUAUGAAGCAGAUGAUGAAGACACUGCAGUCUUCAAGCCAGUCUUCGCCAAAGCCACAGAAGAUCAAGUCGUUUUCACUGUUGAAGCACAGAAUGUUUUGGAAGCAGCAGCUGAAGGUUUCCAAACAUUUCCGAAAACCUCACCUGCUUCUGAAGUGGUUCUGACUGAGGCUAUUCAGGAGAAGGCAGCCUCUCCUCCACAAGAACAGAACAAGGAAGCUACUGAAGAAGGAGAAUUUCAGCAGCUAAUCCAAUCUCAAGUUUUAGAGAUCCUCACAACUCCUUCUGAAAGGGAAACUCAGAUGGCAGAAGUGGAGGUCUCUCAAACUCCAGCAGCCGUCUUUGAAGAACAGAAUGCACAUGAAGAAAGAGACUCCCUCUCUAGGGACAUAUCAAAUUUUGCCCUUGAAGAAGCUGAGGAAGAAUAUGAAAGAACAUUGAAGGUUACUGAUGAAGAAGAUGAACAAGAAGAUGCUCAAUCUCUUCCUAUGCAACUCUUCCAAAGAACCCCAUCUUCUCAUCAGGUAACCCAUUUCCAUUUUCAUAGCUCUACCACUACUACAUUUCCGGAUGAGAUACCGGAAAUCUGGACAAAGAAGGUCCAAGGGCUGAUUGAAUCAGCCCUAGCAUCUCAACAUGCCUCCUUUAGGCAAGAGAUAGAGCAAAUGGAAGCCAAAUACAGACAACUGCUAGAGAAAUCAGAAGAAAAACAUAGCACUGAUCUUAAAGAAAUAAGCAAAUCAGUAGACAAAACUCUAGAGAUCAUCUCUCUAUUGAGUAAAACUAUAAGCAAUACGAUGGAAAUAUAUACCUGUGACAGUCAAUUGCAAUUCAAAGAAUUCAACAAAGUCAAGGAACAAAAAGCCAGUGUCACAAUUAGUCUACAAAAGCAGAUGUCCCUUCUCCAAAUGGACAUCAGAUCAGCCCUAGCAGUAGCUUCAGCAAACCAGGUAGUAGUCAAAGACUACUUGAAGGUGAUCAUUGACAAUCAAAAGGAAGCAUACAAGCUGUUCAGACUCAUUGGUGCACAUACUGGGAACCGCAAGAUGGAAGUGAUUCUUCAACAACACAAUCCAUCUCCAAUACCCCAGCUACCCAUUGCAGUCAACGAAGGAGAAGCAUCCUAUAUCCCUUCUCAUCUGAACAUGACAAAUCUCAUCCUUGGAGCACAGCAAAGGAAUCCGGAAAGCUCAGCACAGCAUCUAUCCAGCUCAGGACUGGAUGGAACAGAAUUUAUAGGUGCAGUUGCUGACCACUUCUCAAAUGAUGCUCAAGCAGAAGAAAGGCGUGAGAAUUUAAGGCGCAUCAAAGAACUCUGUGGAAACAUGCAAGGCAUCAGUGAGGUUGCCGGAUCUUCCAAGCGCAAGAGAAACUGAAGGUUUAUUUCAUCAAACCAGGGGGAAAGUAUGUGAAAUCACCAAUUUUGUUUUGAUGAAAACACCUUCUUGUUUAAACAUUAAUUGAUUGGUUUAAACAUUGUUCUCAAUUAUGCUUAUUAUGCUUGAUUAUGUUUAUCUCAAGUAUGAUUUGUCUUAAUUAUUUCUCUGAAAGCGCAUACAUUCAGGGGGAAUGUAAUUCAGGGGGAACUUUGGCAAACAAUUGUUUUUGGCUAUGAAUUAUUGAUGAGCUCUAAGCAAUGGAAGUCGGAUAUCUCAGUUUUGGUACUAAAAUUGGAAUUCUCCG